AUGGAAAACGCAAAUUUAUGGACGAGGCGCUCAAACACCGGAAAGCUCUCGCUGUCCAUGAAAGACCAGGACACCAAGGACGGCAACAAAACAGAUUCACCCCGAUCCUUCAAUAGUAGACGGUUCGGUGAUUCCUCCUCACACGGCAAGAACAAUCCCUUCAACGCACUAUCCCCUUCGGCCACCAAGUCACCCUCGGUCGGCGCAUCCUCUGCCUUUGGCCUAGGAAGUGGUGCCUUCGCUUCAUUUGGAUCGGCCAAAACCCCAAAGACCCCAGGAACCGGCUCUGGCUUUGACUUUUCGUCCAAGGAGAAGAAAGAGAAGGAGGCGGACAAUUCAGCAGAGACCCUCCCAGCGGAAAUUGCGCGAUCACCUGCAGCAUCUAGUUCUCCCGCAGAACACGCCCUUCGCAACACCUGGAACCUCUUCUAUCGCCCUCCGGCAAACAAGUUCUCCGACUAUGAAAAAUCCACCUUGAAGCUGGCUGCGAUUGGCAGUGCUGAAGACUUUUGGAAGAUAUAUUGCCAUCUGAAGCGGCCGUCGUUAUUACCCACAGUCUCCGAUUACCACAUUUUCAAGGACGGAAUUCGCCCAGUUUGGGAAGACGAAGCGAACAAAAGAGGAGGCAAAUGGAUCGUGCGUCUAAAGAAAGGUGUAGCAGAUCGUUAUUGGGAAGACCUCUUGCUCGCAAUCAUUGGCGACCAGUUUAUGGAAGCUGGUGAAGAGGUAUGUGGUGCAGUGCUCAGUGUCCGAAGCGGGGAGGAUGUGCUCAGUGUCUGGACGAGAAAUGAUGGGGGUCGCAAUAUCAAGAUCAGAGAAACAAUCAAGCGAAUACUGGCAUUUCCCCCGGACACAAACAUCGUGUGGAAAAGCCACGAUGAUAGCAUCGCCCAGCGAUCGGCCUUGGACGAGGCUCGCCAGCAGAAGGUGAGCGGCCCACCUAGUCAUGGGGGCACUGAAAGGCGGCGCCUCACAUUGCACGAUGAUGCCGAAAAGACCAAGAAACCUACUACUUCCUAG
This is a messenger RNA of Exophiala bonariae, 1020 nucleotides long. RefSeq lists its product as uncharacterized. Bases 1 to 1020 code for a protein of 339 amino acids. Lineage: Eukaryota; Fungi; Ascomycota; Eurotiomycetes; Chaetothyriales; Herpotrichiellaceae. The transcript is spliced from 3 exons. The record is from RefSeq and is a predicted model, not a curated record. Gene Ontology annotation, cellular component: cytoplasm; eukaryotic translation initiation factor 4F complex. Gene Ontology annotation, molecular function: RNA 7-methylguanosine cap binding; translation initiation factor activity. Gene Ontology annotation, biological process: translational initiation.